Penicillium subrubescens is the source of this 816-nucleotide messenger RNA. RefSeq names its product MFS general substrate transporter. Gene Ontology annotation, cellular component: fungal-type vacuole membrane. Gene Ontology annotation, molecular function: transmembrane transporter activity. The record is from RefSeq and is a predicted model, not a curated record. NCBI's taxonomy places the organism in Eukaryota, Fungi, Ascomycota, Eurotiomycetes, Eurotiales, Aspergillaceae. Gene Ontology annotation, biological process: transmembrane transport. Bases 1 to 816 code for a protein of 271 amino acids. The transcript has 3 exons.
AUGGCACACCAAUUAGGGCCGGAUAGUGACCGUCAGCUGAUUCUUGUUCCCGAGGAAGGCCGCAAGGGGUGGUUGUGUGUGACUGGUGCCUUCUUCUGCCUCUUCAGUACUUUUGGUUUCCUCAACGCGAUUGGUGUUUUCCAAACUACCUACGAAGAAACAUUACUCAGCGCUUACACAUCGUCAGAGAUUGCAUGGAUCUUUUCCGUCCAGCUUUCGCUGAUGUGGGCGCCUGGUUCCCUGUUCGGCCACCUGGUCGACACAUACGGACCAGCGCCAGUCUUGCUUCCAUGCAGCGUACUGUGCGUCUUUUCACUGUGUAUGACGAGCCUGAGCACAAGUUACUACCAGAUAUUCUUGGCUCAAGGGCUGGGGUUUGGGCUUGGGGCGGGCGGGAUCUUCACUACCUCCUUAGUUUGCGUUGGACAUUGGUUUGUAAGACGCCGGGGUCUUGCUACCGGCAUCGCUAUUUCGGGAAGUAGUCUUGGAGGGGUUAUUUUCCCAAUCUUCUUCAACAUAGUCAAAAAGGAUGUUGGAUUUAUUAAUACCAUCCGCUACACUGCCCUGUUUAUUGGGAUCUUGCUAGCGACCUCUUGUUUCCUCGUAACCAGCCGACUGCCACGGAAGAAGUGGGAUUCUGGCUCGUCAUGGUUUGACGUUAGUGUUUUCAAAGAUAAAACAUUUUCGUUAUACACCCUUGGUGCUUUUUUUGUAAUGUUGGUUUCCCUUCAGCUAAGUGGAAGCCACAAUUGGAGGCUGACGAUUUCCAAGGUGGGGCCUCUGGGCGCCGUUCGAUUAUCUACCUCAGAUGGCUAG